Molecule: messenger RNA, 4124 nt
Organism: Ixodes scapularis (black-legged tick)
Lineage: Eukaryota; Metazoa; Arthropoda; Arachnida; Ixodida; Ixodidae
Product: cGMP-dependent 3',5'-cyclic phosphodiesterase
Exons: 28
Coding region: 161-2371 (736 amino acids)
Biological process (GO): regulation of mitochondrion organization; positive regulation of gene expression; cGMP catabolic process
Cellular component (GO): cytosol; mitochondrial outer membrane; mitochondrial matrix
Molecular function (GO): protein homodimerization activity; 3',5'-cyclic-AMP phosphodiesterase activity; 3',5'-cyclic-GMP phosphodiesterase activity
Source: RefSeq, a predicted model, not a curated record
UUAUUUAAUCUGCCGCCGUUCUGCCACGGUCGGGCGCCGCGGAGUCGGGUGCUGCCGGUGUCGGUCGUUCUGUUUAUUUUCAUUGUGUUACUGACCUUAAACGGUGCUCGUCAUGUCGCCUGCUCUCUCGUGAUGCGGUCCAAUAAACAAUUGCAAUUAAAUGGGCUCCAUAUUUGGAAAACAACGCUGGCCCAACUUCAAAGGAAUGCAGUCGGACCUCCAAAGCCUAUUUCAGUUAUGUGCUAGCCUAUACGACCCCCUCUCAACUGACAUUCAGGUUAAAGUGGUCGAGUAUCUGCAAAGGACCACACAGAGCGAACAUGCCUUUAUACUCCUUGUGUCCGAGGAACAGGACGAGCUGAUUUGUAAGGUGAUAGGUGAUCGGAUACUAGAAGAACCGGCCAAGUUUUCGGCUUUGGGCAACAGCUUCAGCUACGCCAUAUCCGACAAGCGCCCUCUCAGUCUCGAAGACAUCCAUCAUGACCAUCGAGAGGAGGUUAGUCGACUGAUUGGGUCUGCCCUCCACUCACUCUUGUGUGUCCCGGUGCACCACCCAAGGUUCACCGACCGGGUCGUCAUGCUUCCCUGCGUGGUGAACAAGGCCAAUGGCAAAGAGUUCACGCGGCGCGACGAGGCGGCGCUGCGCGAAUGUUUUCAGUGCAUCACUCCCUGCCUGCUUAAGUCGACGGCUUACGAGGAGGAGCGGCGGCUCAGGGAAGAGUGCCAGUCGUUGCUGCUGGUGGCGAAGAACCUCUUCACGCAUUUAGACGAUGUGACGUUGCUCCUGCAGGAGAUCAUGGCAGACGCGCGCAACCUCACGAAAGCAGAGAGGUGCUCAUUAUUCCUGCUGGACAAGGACCAAAACGAACUAGUUGCCAAAGUGUUUGACGGCAACUUGGCCGAGGACGGAACGGAGGCUAUGACGGAAGUUCGGAUUCCGGCCAAUCAGGGCAUCGCUGGUUACGUGGCAACUUCAGGUGAACUGUUGAACAUCAACGACGCCUACGCACAUCCCCUCUUCUAUCGGAAGAUGGACGAAACCACCGGCUUCAAGACGAGAAACAUUCUGUGCUUCCCCAUCAAAGAUGAAUCUGCCGUUAUUGGAGUGGCCGAGCUGUGCAACAAGAUCAAUGGCAAGCACUUCUCCUUCUUCGAUGAGGAAAUCGCCAAGGCCUUUUCCAUAUACUGCGGCAUCAGCAUUAUGCAUUCUCUGAUGUGGAAGAAGGUCAGGGAUGCACAGCACAGAAGCAAGCUCUCGAACGAACUCAUGAUGUACCACAUGCUGGUGUCGAAUGAAGAUGUGAAGCAGUUACUGAACAAGGAGGUGCCCAGUCCAUUGUCGUUCAGCGCCGACUUUGCAAAGUUCUCCUUCACGCCGCGCGUGAUUCCUGACCGGACUACUCUCGUGGUUGUGAUAUCCAUGUUUGAAGACCUUGGCUUCAUCAACAGGUUCAAGAUUCCCCGGGACUCUCUGGCAAAGUUUGUGCUGAUGGUGAAGAAGGGCUACAGGGAUCCCCCAUACCACAACUGGUACCACGCCUUUGCGGUGGCCCACUUCUGCUACCUGCUCCUCAAGAAUCUCAACCUCGUGGGACCCUACCUCACGGAACUCGAGGGUCUGUCAUUGUUUGUGGCCUGCCUCUGUCACGAUCUCGAUCACCGGGGCACCAACAACUCAUUCCAACUCACCUCCAAAUCCAUCCUCGCCUCACUGUACAGUUCUGAAGGCUCCGUCAUGGAGCGUCAUCACUUUGCUCAAGCGAUGGCAAUACUGAACACCGAUGGUUGCAACAUCUUCGAAAACCUGUCUCGGCAGGAAUACACCGACUGCCUGGAUCAAAUGAGGGACGUCAUCUUGGCGACAGACUUGGCGCAUCACUUCCGGAUAGUGGAGGAACUCAAAACGAUGGUACAAGAGGGCUAUGACGUGAGCAACCGCAAGCACCACCAACUCCUCACAAGCAUGCUGGUGACCUGCUGUGACCUUUCGGACCAGACCAAGGACUGGAGGAGCUCCAAGAAGAUAGCUGAGCUCAUCUACAACGAGUUCUUCUCGCAAGGCGACCUGGAGAAAGCGAUGGGGGUGAAGCCAAGCGAGAUGAUGGACCGGGAGAAGGCCUGCAUCCCCGAGCUACAGAUCAACUUCAUCCAGACCAUCGUCAAGCCAAUCUUCGACCUCUUGGCCGAGAUGUUCCCAGCCGCCAAGGAGACUGCGGAUGCGGUGGACCACAACAAGCUGUACUGGGAGCGUGUCAGCGACAUCUGCAGACGGCGCUAUGCCAACAGCGCCUCCUCCCUCGACCUCUUUGAGGACGAGAAGCUGGAGAAGGAGGUGCUGCGUUGCCUCGAAAAGAUAGAAGAGCAUGAAUGAACGCCGGCUUGGACCCAGACACGGAGAAGCAGUACCGAACGUUCCAGGGACUGUCACGCGACCUCCCUCUUCGCAGCGCCAUCCCUUCCAGCACAGAAGCCCCCCGGAGGAUGCGGCAUCUUUCAUCACCUACUCAAACUUUUAGGGCACCCCACUGUCCCCACUCGACUCCCUUGAAGUCGCGUGACCCCUUCAAGUCCUCGGAGGAACCAGGACACUCAGGAAUUCAACCUUGGAGAGGGCCCAGCUUUGUUUGUGCAUCUCACCGACGGUAGAAGAAAACCGGCAGACACCUUUGCACCAGCAAUCGCCUUGCAGAGGUCCACACGAGUCAAGCCACCGCAUUCCAAGAACGGCGACGGAGAAACCGCGACCACUGCACGUGCGGCACUACUACUGAAAGUUGCCGGGGACCUCCGACAAGUCCGCGUCGUCCGGGGCGCGCGCGACUUCGUUUGCCCGAUCGUUUGUUUGGUUCUUGUCCGUUGCGUUUGAGGAACGAGUCGGCAAGACGUUGCAGCGCGGGGACCAAGGUUGCCUACCUCAGCCGGACUGCCGCCACCGCUCUCCAUGCCGGGUAACGAGGGGCAGCGUCCUGCGAGGGGAAACGACUAAGGUGCUUCUCGGUUAUUUCGCCGCCGCGUCCGUCGGAAAGUUGUCGUCGUCGCACGCCAGUUGCGGCUACUUUCCCCCAUUUCCCCCGUCCCCUUAUUUAUAUUAUCCUGUACAUAUUGUGUAUAAUGCAUUCUAUGGUUUGACUGUUAUAUUUUCUAUUUUACUUGCCACCUUUUGCCUGGCGUCACCCGCGUUUGUUCCGCGACUGCCAUUUCCGCGUUCCGCAGCGAACGGUUUCGCCCGCCAGAGCGGACCCGUUGUGGUUGGGCAUUGUACAGUCGCGGAACCGGUCCAGCAACUUGGGUGUGUACAAGUUUAAGCAGUGCACAUUUUAGAGUAAAAAACGACCUUCGUCAGCAAUAUCCGCCUCCUCCGAUUCCGUCUCGGUCGGCGUACCGCACGCAGGCACGACCAUCCGCCUGUUCGUCUCGCGUUGCAUUCCCAGUGUGUCGGCGUCUUCAUCUUCUUUUGCCACAAACGCUCAAAUCCCGAAGAGAGAAAGAGAAAAAAGAAAACCGGGAAACGCAAUCACCCAUUGCUCACCUAACCCAUCUGUAUUAGUGAUACUUGUGUGCGUACCAGUAUGCUUGCCAUAGUUUGGAACUCUAUUGCUCGAUUGAUUUUCGAGAUCACCACGAAAGACCAUCCCGAACUGCCAGACUGGACUCUGAAGUUCACUCUUACGGAUUGGAAGUUUGUUCUCCUGUUGUAGGUGCACAUACGUGUGAAAUGAUGGAAUGUUGAUUGGAAUGCGGGCUGCAGCUAGACGCCUACUAUGCGUUCUUGCUAGGCACGUGCACUGCAGCAUGCGGCGAGUCCAAAAGUGCAUUGCUAUGUUGUGUAAAUAGUUGAAGGAUGUCCGUUAAAGGUUGAGCCACUAUCACCCGCACAUGUUGCACACUCGCGCAGUUUCUCCGACCCCCUUUUUGAGACCUCUUUGGGGAUCAAAAAUGGUGCUGCUUAAUUUAGAAAGGAGACAACUGUGUGCAUCUUUUCUCUGCCUCAUGUACAUACUUUGUCAAGAAGGAAUUCGGCCCCACAUGUUUAGGUUUUUUGGUGGGGCUACGUAUAUAUAUAUAUAGAAAGAGAAGAGAGAGAAACUUUUGACUGUUAAUAAAUGUUGUGUGUAUACUAGGAA